Messenger RNA from Miscanthus lutarioriparius, 1578 nucleotides. The record is from the annotation of a GenBank genome assembly. Lineage: Eukaryota; Viridiplantae; Streptophyta; Magnoliopsida; Poales; Poaceae.
AUGCCGCCCAAACCCGCGCCCCGGCUCUUCCAAUACAUCUCCAACAAGUCGCGCAAGCCACCGCCUCCGCCGCCGCCGCCGCCCGCUGCCGCAUCCGCUGCCGCCGCCAUCCACGAAGGCCCCGCGUCCGAUGCCGACGCCGACGCCGACGAGGUGUACCGCAUCGUCACGUCCGCGGCCACGCCGUCCGCGAUGGAGUCCGCGCUCGCGGCGUCCGCCGUCCCGCUCUCGUCCCCGCUCCUCGACGCCGUCAUGCGCCGCUUCCGCUUCGCGCACGGGGACCCGCUCCGCGCGCUCUCGCUCCUCUCCCUCGCCGCCGACCGCGGCGGCGUUGCGCCGUCGCCCUACGCCAUCGACACCGCGCUCUACGUGCUCGGCCGGGCCCGCCGGUUCCCGCACAUGUGGGACCUCCUCGCGACCACCCGCCGCAUCUGCCCGGACGCCGUCACCCCGCGCACCGCCAUGAUCGUCCUCGGCCGCGUCGCCAAGGUCUGCUCCGUCCACGAGACCGUCGCCUCCUUCCGCCGCCUCGCGCGGAUGUUCCGCGCCGUCGACCCGGCCGGCCUCUUCAACGCGCUGCUCCGCACGCUCUGCCAGGAGAAGAGCAUGUCCGACGCGCGCAACGUCUUCCACGUGCUCAAGUACGAGUUCCGGGUGAACCGCCACACCUUCAACAUCCUCCUCUCUGGCUGGAAGUCGGCCGAGGACGCCGAGGCGUUCGUCGCCGAGAUGCGGGAGCUCGGGGUGGAGCCCGACCUGGUGACCUACAAUAGCUUGAUCGAUUGCCACUGCAAGAACCGGGACGUGGAGAAGGCCUACAAGCUGCUCGACGAAAUGCGGGAGAAAGACAUUUCCCCUGAUAUUAUCACUUACACAAGCUUGAUUGGUGGGCUGGGGUUGAUUGGCCAACCUGACAAGGCAAAAGAUUUGCUCAAGGAGAUGCAUGAGCUAGGGUGCUACCCAGAUGUCCCUGCAUACAACGCAGCGAUAAGGAAUUUUGUUAUAGCGAAGAGGCUUGGGGAUGCAUUCGCGCUGAUGGAUCAAAUGGCCUCAAAGGGACUGAUGCCGAAUCCCACAACUUAUAACCUUUUCUUCAGGUGCUAUUACUGGGCUUUCGACGUUGGCAGCACAUGGCGGCUAUAUGAGCGUAUGCGGUCUGAAGGAUGUUUCCCAAACACGCAGUCUUGCAUGUUCAUUAUCAGGUUGUGCCACCGGUACAGGAAGGUGGUACAGGCACUUGAGCUAUGGAGUGAUAUGGUCAGCAACAGGUUUGGAUCAUUCACGUUGGUGUCAGAUGUGCUGUUUGACCUGCUGUGUGAUGAGGGGAAGUUGGAGGACGCUGAGAGGUGCUUCUGUCAAAUGGUUGAGUUAGGGCAAAGGCCCAGUAAUGUUGCGUUUAGAAGGAUAAAGAUACUUAUGCAGCUUGCCAAGCAGGAAGAAUCAAUUGCCAGGUUAACUGAAAUGAUGGCACAAUUUGGUCGACUGGCACCUGAAGAUUGUCAAAGAGUCCAACACUCUGUUGAAAGCAGGCCUAGCAAUGGUGAUGCAGCUGAUGCUGAUAUAUCGAGAGCAGCUUAG